This is a messenger RNA of Carassius auratus (goldfish), 1312 nucleotides long. RefSeq lists its product as uncharacterized. The record is from RefSeq and is a predicted model, not a curated record. NCBI's taxonomy places the organism in Eukaryota, Metazoa, Chordata, Actinopteri, Cypriniformes, Cyprinidae. The coding region runs from base 170 to 1018 and encodes 282 amino acids. The transcript has 2 exons.
GGCAACUGAAGCAGACGGAGGAUUUGGAGGUUAGAGCUUGUAAUCUUUUUUCCAACACCCAUUAAACAACUUAACAAACUUUUAGUCUAGGGAUUUAAAUGAAGAAAACUCUUCACUGAAAGCUCAAUUAGUUAACUAGCUCGAUCGCUCUCGGAAACUUUACUCCAGAAUGAGUCAGCUGACAGAAAGGGAACAAGGGGAAAAUACAGAUGAAGGAAAAUCUGGCUCUGCGAAAGAUCUCUCUGAUGACAAAGAUAUGGAGUCGCCAUCUAACGCCGGCAGCAGAUGUGAAGAUCAAACUGAACCAUGUUCUGGAGAUCUCUCCAAAUAUAUGCAAGAUGGAAAGGAAGACAUUGUGAAUAUUAAGGAAAUAAACGAAGAACAACGGAAAAGAAUCUCAGAGCUGGAAGAUAAAGUAAAUGAAGUAAUCAAAAAGCAAGAGAAAAGAAUCGUAGAGUUGGAAGAUAAAGUAAAUGAAGUAAUCAAAAAUCAAGAGAAAAGAAUCGUAGAGUUGGAAGAUGAAUUAAAUGAAAUAAUCAAAAAUCUACAGAAUAGAAUCUCAGCGCUGGAAGAAAAAGUAAAUGAAUCUGAACGAAUUCUAUGGCUUUACGGUCUACCAGAACAAGAAGGAGAGGAUGUCAGGAAGCGUGUGAUUGAAAUCUGCAGUACCGUGGUCCCGGAGGCUGCAGGUAACUUUCCUCAUCAUAUUGGCAUCGCUCAACGCGUAGGGAAGAGAAAAGAAAGGAAACCUCGACCGGUCAUCAUCAAGUUUUCAGAUAAAUCAACCAAGGAGCUUCUGUUGAAAACUUCUAAGAGUUCCGAAUAUCACCGUUCCAGUAUUUUAAGUUUUGAGAAAGAUUUAACAGCGAAAGAAAAAGAAAAGCGGAACAAGCUUUUGCCUAUAGUUAUAGCUGCACGCAAAGAAGGGAAAACUGCAUAUUUCGAUGGUGCCACAGCUAUAAUCGACAGCAAAGAAAUCUGUGAUCUUAUUGAUGCUGAUGCCGAUGUCUCAAGUUAAUUGAUUAACAAGAGAUGAAAGCAUAUAAUUUAAAAUCAAAGGUAAAUUGUAGUUUGAGAAUAAUAAGUAGAUCAAUAACAUACCCUAGUACUCCAUUGCUAAUUUGUGUAUGCUUGCUAGUAUUUUAUGUUUAUGAUUUUUUAUUUAGUUGAAGAAUGUUAUGUAAUAUCAUGCUAUUAUAUACGUCACUCGUUUAUACAGGUUAAUACAGUAAAUUGUAUUCUUUGGUAGGUGAAAAAAAGCACUUGGUUUAAGUUGUUUUUCAAGAGAAUAUCUUAAUUUGUUCAAUGAGAA